AUGGAUCCGUCGAAGACAACGAUUGGCACAAUUGGACACGUGUUUAGCACUUCUAAAAACGAUUUGGCUGUACUUUUUUAUAUGGGCCGCGCCCCCUGGUGGAAUGACCUUACUGGGUCAAUAGCACAAGAAUACAAAGGGAUCCGACUGUACGGCGCCUACGAGAGCAUUAUAGGCUAUAAUAACGCCUUUGUCUUUGAAUUCACAGUCAGUGCGGUUUUGGACUCCGAUACCGACCACUCUUUGAGUGGUCUUUGUCUACAAGUGUUGGACAAAGCGGUGGACACUCGAUGUGAACAUCCCUUCUGUCACGAGUGUCUCAAUCAAUGGCUUUUAAGCCCAAAGAUGACCGAAUGUCGGCAACCAUUGGUCACCAGAAGUCAGUCGACGGAUGCAAAUGUUUUGGUGGAUAAGAAUCGGCGCAUAAAUGCAAUGAUAGAUAUUUUGACGAUCAGAUCAGACUUUGGUCUCCACACCGACGACCGCCUCAAUACAGCCGAAGCGGACGGUCGAGUGCUCGUCAAUGUCCGCCACCCGACACAAGAUCCGGACAUAUAUCUGCCCACAAAGUUAUCGCAAGCCAUACAUCCCCAUCAAAUCGGUGGCAUUCGCUUCCUAUACGAUAAUAUAAUCGAAAGUAUUGACCGCUACGAGAAUAGCCAGGGAUUCGGGUGUAUCUUAUCUCACGCCAUGGGUUUGGGAAAGACUAUGCAAACCAUUGGUUUAGUAGACGCGCUGCUCAGGGAAGAGAUCGUCAAACAUGUAUUGAUUGUACUGCCGGUGGCUGUGGUCGGCAACUGGCGCUUGGAGUUUGACCGCUGGUCUCCCGCCAAACGCCGCGCUUACGACGUCUACGCCGUGAUGGCUGUCCAGACCUAUGACCGUCAGGCGCGUGAAGUACGCAAUUGGCGUAAAAUCCACGGCGUUUUGCUUAUCGGUUACGAAAUGUUUAAAGGAAUGAUCGCUGAGAAAAACUUUAAGGCCAAACAGUGGUCAGCCUAUGAUCGGGAAGACAAUCCGGAUAUUAUCGGCCGAAUGGACGGCAAACGGAUCUCUAUUCUGACACUGUUUGCCAUCUGCACGAAGAUCUGGAACCAUCCCGACAUCUUCUACAAAGUGGUCCGCGAAGGCAUCGCCAGUCAGGGCCAGGACUUAGAGGAGGCGCUGAGCGAUGAUAACGAGGCCAGGAAUGGGAUAGAAAUGAACAAAAUAGCGAACCGAAUGACCGACUAUUCAUUCGCCGCGCCUAUAGUUGAGGGCUAUCGGCAAGAAAUGAUUGAAAACUCAUAUAAAACUGUGCUUUUGUUUGAGAUAAUACGCGAGAGUAUAGAAGUGGGCGAUCGACUUCUGGUGUUCAGCCAAUCGCUGUUGACUUUAGACUUAAUUGAGAUAUUCUUGGACUCCCGAGACGUGCCGCUGACGGCCCGGCGUUGGCGUAAAGAUGAUAACUAUUAUCGAUUGGACGGCUCGACACCCGCUAAACGGCGCGAUCUUUAUAUCAAGAAUUUCAACGAAUCAGAAAAAGUUAAAUUGUUUCUGAUCUCUACCCGAGCGGGUGGUCUGGGCAUCAAUCUGACCGGUGCUAACCGUAUAGUAGUGAUGGACGCCAACUGGAAUCCAUGUCACGACAGUCAGGCCGCCUGUAGGAUAUACCGCUACGGACAGCAAAAGCCGUGUUAUAUCUAUCGACUGGUUUGUGACAAUUCACUCGAGAGGAAGAUCUCUAACAAACAGGUUUGCAAACAAGGGAUGGCUAAGCGAGUGAAAUGA
Molecule: messenger RNA, 1770 nt
Organism: Medioppia subpectinata
Lineage: Eukaryota; Metazoa; Arthropoda; Arachnida; Sarcoptiformes; Oppiidae
Source: the annotation of a GenBank genome assembly